This is a messenger RNA of Exaiptasia diaphana, 903 nucleotides long. Its product is annotated as calmodulin-beta. The record is from RefSeq and is a predicted model, not a curated record. Bases 89 to 622 code for a protein of 177 amino acids. Lineage: Eukaryota; Metazoa; Cnidaria; Anthozoa; Actiniaria; Aiptasiidae. The transcript has 6 exons. Gene Ontology annotation, molecular function: calcium ion binding; enzyme regulator activity.
CAUUUACUAUCUGCUAGUAACCAACAACCACCGAAUCUCUGCUCCGAAUGCAACGGUGUGUGAKAUUUGUGCUGCUAAAUUGAGAAAGAUGUCGACAAGCAAACUGCACAAGCAAGGUCAUCUCAAUGCACAAGAAACCGCUGACGACGAGGAGAAGCCGAGCGAGCCAAGCGAGCCCAGACCUAUUCCUUCUGUCUUGGAAGCUGAAUUCAAAGAAGCUUUCUCACUAUUCGACAAAGACGGAGAUGGCACAAUCACCACAAAGGAACUGGGAACCGUCAUGAGGUCUCUUGGACAGAACCCAACAGAGGCUGAAUUACAGGACAUGAUCAAUGAAGUUGAUGUUGAUGGAAACGGCACCAUCGACUUUGAAGAGUUYCUUAAUAUGAUGCUUAARAAAAUGAAAGAUACCGACAGCGAAGAAGAAAUCCGUGAAGCAUUUCGAGUAUUUGACAAAGACGGYAAUGGCUUUAUUAGUGCAGAAGAACUUCGACAUGUUAUGACAAGUCUCGGUGAACGGCUAACGGACGAGGAAGUUGAYGAGAUGAUCCGAGAGGCUGAUAUCGAUGGUGAUGGCCAGAUUAAUUAUGAAGAAUUCGUUAAAAUGAUGACAAGUAAAUAAAGAGCUUUGUUUGUAUGGACGACAACUAAGAAGUUCCUCACUUCAUGACGUCUUUAUAUCAUAAACGUGUUUCUAUAUCUUCUUUCUAUCGAGAGUGCUUAUUAAGAGAGCGAAUCCUGCUCAUUAUUUCACGCGUGGCAGGAUUUAUUUGAGAUGACAUUAUUCUGGUUCCAAUAAAGCAGGCAUUUCUUUUAAAGGGCUACUUGGAUGAAAAAUGGCGAAACACUGGAAAAGACACGAAAUUCUUGUAGACUUAUCAAUAAAGAUCCUAUAAUCACGAA